AUGGAACAUAACGAUCAAAUCAUCGGCCAGAACGCGACUGAGAUCGACGACAAGUUCGAGAAGAGGCUUGUUCGGAAGAUUGAUAGACGUAUCAUGCCUCUGAUUUGUCUGGCCUAUCUGUUGAAUUAUAUCGACAGAACAAAUUUGGGCAACGCCCGGACACUCAAUAACGAUGCCAAGGAUGGCUCCACAAUGAAUGAGAUACUCAGCAUCACGGGUAGUCGAUACACUUUGGUGGUCGCAAUCUUCUUCGUACCAUAUAUCCUCUUCGAGUUCCCCUCGAAUUUCCUGUUGAAAUGGAUGGGUCCUCGAGUGAUGCUCACUAGGAUCACCGUCUUGUGGGGUGUUGUAACUAUGUGUACUGCUGCUUGCACCACUUUUGGAGGGCUCGUGGCCUGUCGAAUCUGUUUAGCAAUUGCAGAAGCAGGUUUUUUCCCUGGGAUAAUAAUGUACCUGUGCUUCUGGUACAAACCGGAAGAACGUGGUAGUCGUAUUGCUCUUUUCCUUGGGUUUGUCAGUGUAUCCGGGGCCAUCGGUGGCCUCAUAGCAACAGCUUGCUCGUAUCUCAACCACAAAGGGAAUCUGCACGGUUGGCAAUGGCUGUACAUACUAGAGGGUAUUCCGGCCGUGCUUUUCGGAGUGGUAAUGUUCUUCCUUCUUCCUGAUUUCCCCGAGACCGCCAAAUUUCUCAACGACCAGGAGAAGGAGUUUGCAGCAACACGUUUGGGUCAGUAUGCACCCAAGAUGUCGGACAAGCACUUCGUGUGGUCUGAAAUCUGGGCGACCAUUCGGGCCAUCGACUUCUGGCUUUUUGCUUUGACUUAUUACUUCAUCAACCACUGUCUCAAUGCCUUCAGCUAUUUCGCACCUUCCCUUAUUGCUGGAUUUGGUUUCAAAGGAGCCGCAGCCCAAGCUCUGAUCAUCCCUCCCAACUGCUUCGGAUUCAUUGUCAUUGUUGGCAACUCUUGGUUGUCCGACAAAAGAGGUAGAAGACCUGAGCAUAUCUUAGGCGGUCUACUUGUGAUCGCUGUCGGAUUUAUUCUUCUGGCAACAGUCAAGACCAGUGUCGGGGGACGAUAUGUUGGAAUUCUUCUCAUCGCAUGCACAAACUCGGCUGUUGCCCCCCUCUUAGCGAUGCGUACCUCUACUGUCUCUGGAGCUUCGGCUACGGCAGUAGCCAGUGCUGGUAUUGCCGCCUUUGCCAACAUAUCUGGUAUAACUGCUCCGUUUAUUUACGAUUCCAAAACCGCACCGCGGUAUAUCCCAGCAUUGUGGGUUUCAGUAGGAUUCAUCUUUGGAGCAUGUGCAUGCGUGUCUAUCCUAUGGUAUCGACUUGGUCCUGGCGCAGGAUAUACCACCAAGGCUGCAAGCCCGUCAACAGGCCCCGUUGAUUACGCGGGCGAUAUCGAGGAUUUCUCUAAUGGACGAAAAGACAAAGACGUGGAACUCACUCAAGUCUCAGUCGGACAAGUAUGA
Kwoniella botswanensis is the source of this 1476-nucleotide messenger RNA. RefSeq lists its product as uncharacterized. Gene Ontology annotation, cellular component: membrane. Bases 1 to 1476 code for a protein of 491 amino acids. Gene Ontology annotation, molecular function: transmembrane transporter activity. The transcript has 15 exons. Lineage: Eukaryota; Fungi; Basidiomycota; Tremellomycetes; Tremellales; Cryptococcaceae. Gene Ontology annotation, biological process: transmembrane transport. The record is from RefSeq and is a predicted model, not a curated record.